Messenger RNA from Medioppia subpectinata, 958 nucleotides. NCBI's taxonomy places the organism in Eukaryota, Metazoa, Arthropoda, Arachnida, Sarcoptiformes, Oppiidae. The record is from the annotation of a GenBank genome assembly.
GACACUUGCAGUGAAUGAUGUGUUGAGACAUGCAUUGAAUGAUUGGAUGCAUUGAUGACUGACUGCAGGCAAACACUGUAUCGUAUAUUACGUGGCCUUUCAUUCAUACCAUUAGAUUCACCACUAAUUCAAACAAACACUCAAUUUAUAUGUGAUUUAGUCCUCAAACAUGUGUCACAGAGUCUUCGACUGUCUAUUCCUCUGGACAUUGAUUGCCAUCAUUUGCAUCAAGAGUUCGUUUGCCCUCUAUUUCCACAUCUCGGAGACCGAGAGGAAGUGUUUCAUCGAAGAAGUGCCCGACGAGACCCUCGUUGUCGGUAACUACAAAUGUCAACUCUUUGAUCCAAAUACGGGUGGAUUCAUGCCUUCGUCGCCCGGCAUUGGAAUGCAUGUCGAGAUCAGAGACCCGGAGGACAAGAUCAUCCUCUCGAAGGUGUACUCACAUGAGGGCCGCUUCUCCUUCACAUCACACACACCGGGAGAGCACGUGAUAUGUCUGUACUCUAACUCUUCGCGUUGGUUCAGCGGCGGUCAACUCCGCGUCCAUCUGGACAUACAAGUGGGCGAACACGCCAUCGACUACCAGAAUAUCGCUCAGAAGGAGAAGUUAAGUGAAUUACAAUUACGUGUUCGACAACUGCUGGAUCAGGUCGAGCAGAUCACUAAAGAACAAAACUAUCAAAGGUAUCGCGAAGAGCGGUUCCGUCAGACCAGCGAAAGCACAAACUCUCGUGUCUUGUGGUGGUCUUUGGGUCAGACCGUUAUCUUACUAUCGAUGGGUUUUUGGCAAAUGAGACAUUUGAAGGGCUUCUUCGAGGCCAAGAAAUUGGUGUAAAUUUUUUUAGAUCUUAUAAUUAUUAAGAGUUUUGUAAAUUAAUUCCGUUUUCUGUCCGCAAUAUUAUAUUGAUUUUGAGAUUUUUGGUCAAUUUUUCAUUAAAAAACAGAUGAAAAGACUUAA